Messenger RNA from Chinchilla lanigera (long-tailed chinchilla), 2750 nucleotides. RefSeq names its product coiled-coil domain containing 173 (gene Cfap210). The coding region runs from base 113 to 1756 and encodes 547 amino acids. The transcript is spliced from 9 exons. Lineage: Eukaryota; Metazoa; Chordata; Mammalia; Rodentia; Chinchillidae. The record is from RefSeq and is a predicted model, not a curated record.
UCACUUCCGUUGGUUGUUGCCAAGCAACCACGAGGCCUGGGAAACACUGCGGGCUGGAUCCGGCUCAGCGCUAGUCUCUCCAGGUCUUGCACGCUGGGGGCAAGUAGCAGAGAUGCUGGUGCGGUUUGGACGGCGCUCUGGACAGGCGAGAGAAAGCAAGGACAUAAGGACCUCUGAAGAUGGUGGACUUUCCUACCCACCUCUUCUACCGAGCAAGGUGGAUCUCCGGCAGGUCACCAUAAUUCCACAUGAUGAGUGGAAAAGGAUUCAGGAGAGCCUGGGCGGUUUGACAAGAGAAGCAGCUGCUCUUCAUGCAGAAAGAAAGGCAAAAGAAGAAAUGCACUUGCGAUCCCAAGAACUGGUAAAACACUGGACUAAUACCUAUGCGGGGAUGAAAGAACAGAAACUUAAAGCCAAAAAAAAGCGCGAUGAAGAAAUUGAAGCCGAAAGACAAAUCCUUGAUCUGGAGGAGGAAAUACACAAACAAGGACAAAGAAAAAAGGCCAUUGAAUAUGCAAAGCAGUAUCAAUUUUACCAGACAGAACGAGUGAAAAAUUUUCAUUCAGGAUUUCUUCUCAGUAGAGCUAUGAAAGAACGUGAUAUCCAGAUUGCGUUCCGUAAGAGUAAGAUAAAACCAGACACCAAAUGGGAAGAGCAGUUGAAGCUCAACAUUGAAAAAGCUUUUAAAGAAGAGCAGGAAAAAGCAGAAAAACAACACAGAGAAAGAAUGGCUCUUGCUGAGGAGCAUCUAAAACAAAUAAAGGAACACGAAGAGGAAAAAGAAAAAAGGAAAAAGCUUGAAGAAAAAGAUGCCGAGGAGAUCAAGCGACAGAAUUCACUGUAUGAAAUCGAAAGGAGAAAAAAGUUGAAAAAGAAAAAAGAAGAGAUAGAUGCAAGCAGGAAGCUGUUUUUUGAACAUAUGUAUGAUAAAAACAUCAUCAAAGCUGUCGAACAGCAGCAGCAAGAGGAAGAAGAUGAAAAGGUUCGAAUAUUUAUCAAAGCAAAAAAGCGUCUGGCACAAAUGAGGAGAGAAAAGGAAGCUGAAACGCACAGGUUAAUGGAGGAACGGAGAGAAAAAAUAAAUAAUUUCCUGAGUGAACUAAUGAAAGAGAAACUUGAUAAUGCAGAUUUGAUUAUUGCUAAAGAUAUUGCAGAAGCCGAAGCUGAAUGGGAAAAAAAAGAAAAAGAAAAGCGUGAAAAAACCAAAGCGGAUUUAAAAGCAAUCGCAGAACACAGAGCCCUUAUGAUGAAAAAUAAAGAGGAAGAAGAAAGACAAAGGAAAAUAGAAGCUAAACAACAAUUGCUGGCUGUCAUGAAAGCAGAUCAAAUUUUCAUGGAGCAGGAAAAGGAGAAGAAACGCAAAGCUGAUAUAGAACGCCGAGAAGUUCAAGAUGCCCAUAUUCGACAGAUGGCCAAAAAUAAAUUUAAUGCACAACAAGCAAGAGAAGCAGAAUUAGAGUAUUGCAGACGUACUGAAACUCUUGCAGCUGAAAAGGAGAAAGAAUUUCAGGAUUAUGCCACAGCAGUGAUUGACCUUGAAUCUGAAUCAACAAGUAAAUAUAUUUACCCUCUUGUAAAAGCUGUACAGGAAGGACCUGGAGGUGGUCGUGGACCAGCUUUGGUGGACAGAGGUGGAUUAAGACCAAGCUAUCAAGCGAAUGAUUUUACUGGAGUCCAGCUCCCUUUUUAUAAUUCUCAGGGAUUGAAGUAUAAUAAUUUACAGAAGUCGAAGGGAAGGCUAGGUUUUACGUGGUAGAAAAUUUUACAUAUAGAAAAGACUAUGGUUGUAGGAAACACGAGCUACAAAAGUAAUAUACUGUGCUAAUAAAGCUGCUUUUCAUCUCAGUACACUUAUUCCUGAUUUUCUUCAUGAUUUCAACCCCACCGUUAGCUGAUUCAGUUCCCUUUUUUUUACUGUAAAUACAUGAGGGCAAAUUUUACUCAAAAUGUGCACUUUGGUAUCAAGUGCAUUCACAAUAUUGUGCAGCUAUGCCUAUGUAUUGCCCCGAACGGAACCAUGCACCCAUUAAGCAAUCACUCCCCAGCCUCCUGCAACCACUCAUCUGCGUUGUCUCCACGGAUUUGUCUAGUCUGUGUAUUUCAUAUAAACGGGAUCCUAUCACUGGUUUGGUGUCUGGCUUAUUUUAGUGCAUUUUCUAGGUUCAUCCAUGUUGCACAAUGUACUGUAAUCAUACUUUAUUCCCUUUCCAUAUUUCCUUCCACAGCAAAAAUUCAUAUGCUUGUUUCCUGUCCUUCAGUACUUAAAAAUCAGUUAUAACGGAUGUUAUUACUAACAGUAAGAUUACUGACUUCUUUGUGGUUUACUUCAUAGAGCGUAUCUCACUAGAUGUGUUCGAAGUACUGUUUGAAGUCACCUAAAACAAUUCUAGUUUUGCCACCAACUUGAUUCAGUAAGUCUUAAUGAGUCGCAUUUGCCUGCUUCACAGAUGUGUGUCCGUGUUAACUGCCUUUAAUGUUAACUACAUUCACACUGGUGGAAGGUUGUCACCCUGUGCAACGGGAACUCCAAACACGCUAAGCACGACUACUCCCUACUUCCCCCUUCCCUCUACUUUUGGCCAUCACCAUUCUGUUUCUAAAAUCCUGACCACUGUACAUACCUCAUAUAAGUGGACUCACAACUUUUUUGCUAACUGUUUUACUUUGCAUAAUGACCUCUAGUUUCAUCCAGCAUGGGAUGUGCAUUUCUUAAGACUGAAUAAAAUUCCACUGUGUUGUGUGUUUUUCUA